GUACGCGCACUUUUGCGCAAACACAAAUUGAAACCCGAAUCGAGGUUGAGUGAGGUCGGAAGUGUGGGACUCCGUCAGUAGUUUUGACUGAGGCUCAGUAUUUACACGAUUUACACCCAUGCCCGCCCUCUAGCGGUCACAUGGUACAUCUAUGUGGACAGUGUUGUGCUUGUUUGUAUGUGGUUCCGGCCAUUGUUGAGAGCCUCAUUGCCCCGGCUGAUCUUGGACACGCGCAUCUCUCCCGGCCCCACGAAGCAAGCCAACCCCGUCAUGGCGCAAGAAUCUCAGGCCAAGGUGGAGAAAUCCAUCAAGGCCUUCAUCAAUGACAUCGAUCGCACGCAUCUGCGCUCCAUGGAGCAGGCCAUGCACGAGUGUGCGGCCCAAUGCUGCGCCCAGAAAACCGCCCCCAUGGAUGAGGUGCACGGGUGCGUGGAGAACUGCCAAAAGACAACGCUCCGGGCGCAGCAAUUCGUCCAGGAGGAACUGGGUCGCUUCCAACAGAGUCUCAGUCAAUGUGUCAUGGCGUGUCAGGACCGGGUCAAGGACAAGGUCACGCCCGAGAGCUCCCAGAACGAGAUCACCCAGUUGCGGGGCGAGUUCGAGACGUGCGCCAUCCAAUGCUGUGAUACGAACCUGGCCCGAUUGCCGGACAUUGCCCAAAAGAUCGGGGUCACCCUCAAGAGUGACAAGUACUAAUUACUGACUCAUAUCAUGUGUGUGAUCACCGGGACCGUGCCAGCCAGCGGCCGACCCGGACGCACUUGGGGUGCCGGGUGCCGGGUGCCGUGUGCCGCUUGAUGCAUCAUGCAUCAUCCUCGAAUGGUGCCCUAGCAGGACCGAUUACUCAAAUGUUAUUGUUUCGUGUACAUACGUGCCUGAUGGGUCGAUUGGUCAAGAAUUGAUAGAGCCACACCAUAAAA
Molecule: messenger RNA, 920 nt
Organism: Tigriopus californicus
Lineage: Eukaryota; Metazoa; Arthropoda; Copepoda; Harpacticoida; Harpacticidae
Product: protein FAM136A-like
Exons: 1
Coding region: 178-696 (172 amino acids)
Cellular component (GO): cytoplasm
Source: RefSeq, a predicted model, not a curated record